Messenger RNA from Capsicum annuum, 2284 nucleotides. RefSeq names its product BOI-related E3 ubiquitin-protein ligase 1. Bases 1126 to 2184 code for a protein of 352 amino acids. Lineage: Eukaryota; Viridiplantae; Streptophyta; Magnoliopsida; Solanales; Solanaceae. The transcript is spliced from 4 exons. Gene Ontology annotation, molecular function: ubiquitin-protein transferase activity. The record is from RefSeq and is a predicted model, not a curated record.
AAUUAGUACUACUCUAAUUUAUUUAUUUAUUUAUUUUUAUAAAAAAUAAAAUAAAGGGAAGGUAAGAGGGAGUCAUAUGAGGAAUAGGUGGGCAGCAUGGGCCAUAUACAAACAAUGCCAGCGGCAGCGGUAACGGCAGAGACCUUCUGCACGCCCAACAACAAUAUCAACCCCAACUCCAAGACUAUUAUCCCCACAUCUACCUUAUUCAUUAUUAUUGAUUCUCCUUCUCUUUCUCUAUACUCCUCUACACAAAAACAAAAUACCUUUACGUAUGUGGGGUGUGUGGAUAAUACCAAUACACCAAAGGUGAAAAAUUCAAUGAAUAAUAAAUAAUAAUUAUAAUAAUAAUAGUAGGGGUAGAGGGGAAAGAGUUGAUAAGAAACACGAGAGUUCUUUCUCUCCAAAGAAAGAGCCAAAACCAAAGCUAAAGCCACGGCAAAAAAAAGAAGGAAGAACAAAGCAAAGCAAAGGAAAGGCAAAACCAAGAACCAGAAUAAGACGGGCUACCCCUCUCUUUCUCCCUUUCUUGGACUGAUUCUACAUCAUCUCUCUCUCUUUCUCUUUCUUUCAUAUGCUUUCAAAAGCAUUACCAAAGAAGCAAGCAUCAUAAGCAAACAAACAAACAAGCAAAGGAGGCAAAGCAAGGCAAGUUUUUUGAGGAGGAAAAACACACACAAGAAAGUUAUAGAAAAAAGAUAAAAGUUUUUAGGUUGUGGAGAAAAGUGUGAAGGGAGAAGAUGGUCAUCAUGUUGGUGUUCUUGUAAAUGGUUUCUUCAUUCACUUAUUAACCUCACUCACUCAUAUUCUCUCUCUAUUGAGAAUAUAAAAGCUUCUUUCCUUUUUCUCCCUUGUCCCUCAUUCUUUACAUUUCUUUGAAGGGUGUCACUGAAGAGUCUUCCCUGCCUUGGUUUAUGGCAUCUUCUUCUCUAUUCAUGCUGUUUAUGUGUUAGCCCUUAAUCAGUCUGAAACCCCUCCCCUCCUCUUCCCUCACCCACCCACCAAUCACACAUCUCUUCAUUACCAUCUUCCAACUUAGAAUCCCUUUUUCUCUCUAUAUAAUCUAUCUACCUUUCAUUUCCUGUAUCAACUCUGAUCAUAUCGCAUUUAUCCCCAUUUCAAGAAAUGGCUGUUCAAGCUCAAUAUCCAUCAAAUGUUCUCUUUCUAAACAGAAAUGUACAAGAAGGAAAAGGCCCACUGGGUAAUGAUUAUUCAUUACAACCUCGACCUGGUGGUGCUGGUGGUGGCGGAGGUGGAUCUUUUCUUGAUCAAACACAAAUGCUAUUCAAUCCAGGAGCAGGUUCAAAUUCAAGAAAGAGAGGAAGAGAACUUACAAGUACAACAGCGCCAAUGAAUCCAUUGAUGACAAUGCAAUCUCAGCCUCAACCGCAACUCAUUGACCUCACUCAGCUCCACACAUCGGCUCCAUUGCAGCAACAGCCACCAAAUGUUGUCUCCACCGGACUCCGUUUAGCUUUCGGAGAUCAGCAACAACAACAGCAGCAGCAUCAAUUACAGCAACAACAACAUCAUCAUCACCAUAACUCUCUUUCUCCUCAAUCCUCUCAAUCAUCAGCUUUCUAUUCAAUAUUAACAGAAGACUUAGCUACUCAUAUCAAACAACAACGUGAUGAAAUUGAUCAUCUCCUCCUCAUUCAGGGAGAGCAAUUGAGGCGUACGCUAGCAGAGAAGAGACAACGCCACUACCGAGCACUGAUCGGAGCAGCGGAGGAAUCAAUGGCGCGAAGGCUAAGAGAAAAAGAAGCAGAGAUAGAAAAAGCAGCUCGUAGAAAUGCAGAGCUAGAAGCACGUGCAGCGCAGUUAACCGCGGAGGCGCAGGCAUGGCAAGCAAGAGCUAGAGCACAGGAAGUAACAGCAGCAACACUUCAAGCACAGCUACAACACGCAAUGAUCAACAACAACAAUGGAAGAAGUAACAACGAAAGAGAAGAAGGAAAAGCAGGUGAACCGGAGGAUGCUGAAUCGGCCUACAUUGACCCGGACCGAGUAAUUGAAUCGACCGGUGGCGGUCCGAGCUGCAAAGGGUGCAGAAAACGGGUUGCAUCAGUAGUAAUAUUGCCGUGUCGCCAUAUGUGCAUGUGUAGAGAAUGUGAUGCUGUUGCUCAAGCAUGCCCAUUGUGUUUCUCCAUUAGAAGCUCAAGUGUUGAGGUCUUUUUCACUUAGAAGCCCAGGCCCAACUUGAAAAGCCCAAAUCAUGGCCCACUUUGUUUUUUGGCCCAAGACCAAGUUAAUGUUCUAAUGGUAAAAACGAAGUUUUUUUUUC